Molecule: messenger RNA, 224 nt
Organism: Prorocentrum cordatum
Lineage: Eukaryota; Dinophyceae; Prorocentrales; Prorocentraceae
Source: the annotation of a GenBank genome assembly
GUUUGGGCCCGAGGUCGCUUUCACUAAACCACGUUUUGCUGAAGGGGGUGCUGUCCGUCCCCGACAGAGGCGGGGAGGUGCGGCACGACGAAGGGCAGGCGGCGGAGACAGCACCCGGCGGCGGAGCGGCACGCGGUACAGCAUGCGAACGCAGGAUCUCGUGCCGCAUGCCGCGGGGGGCCCAUGACUUUGUUUCGGAGCAGCAGCGGCUCCUCUUCUUUUAG